Molecule: messenger RNA, 1587 nt
Organism: Paecilomyces variotii
Lineage: Eukaryota; Fungi; Ascomycota; Eurotiomycetes; Eurotiales; Thermoascaceae
Product: putative HLH transcription factor
Exons: 1
Coding region: 1-1587 (528 amino acids)
Biological process (GO): regulation of transcription by RNA polymerase II
Molecular function (GO): DNA-binding transcription factor activity, RNA polymerase II-specific; protein dimerization activity; RNA polymerase II cis-regulatory region sequence-specific DNA binding
Source: RefSeq, a predicted model, not a curated record
AUGGCAGAGACGAUUGCCGCUCCAACCUUCAUAAAGCAUGAACCAGACGACCACAACAAUUUCAUGAUGUCCCAGUCCUACACCAUGUCUAACCCGCAAUUCGGAAAUCACUUCGGAAACUCCAAUGGCGAUGGAGUCGACCCCUCCGAGCUUACCAUGCAGAACUCCAACUUUAUGCCCUACUCCUUCGGCUCUCAGCAGAACCUGAACUCCGGCUUCAACUUGGGAAACUCCGGAAUUGAUACGGAUGAGUUGCUUGAUCUGGAGAUCAACGGCCAGAAUGGAAUGCAAAACAAUGGAAUGAACUUCCUCCAUGACCAGCACCAGCAGCCUGGCCUGUCGAUGAGCCACCCCGGCCAGAUGUCUCAGAUGUACUCGAACACCCCAGAUGGCGCUCCGAUCCAGAGCCCGUUCAUCCAUGGAAAUUUCAACUAUGAUCAAUUCCGGUCGAUGAAUCAGUCUCAGAGUAUGCAUAAUGUUGGUGCCUUCGAACAGAACUACAUGAAUAGCAAGACGCGUCCAAAUUUGCAAGCCGUCGACCGCGCUUCUUCUGAUGCUCGGAGUCCCAUGACCCCGAAGACGCCUGCUCUGGGGGCUCUGAAUCUUGGGACUCCUGAGUCUGGCAGCUUCCCGUCCCAGCCGAUCCGUACCGGUUUGCAGCACCGUCACCAGAAGACCCUAUCGAAUCAGUGGGAUGGCACUCCAGGCAGCGCUCACUCUUUCGUCGAAUCACCCAUAUCUUCCCCGGGCCACCCUUCCCACCACGCGGGAAUCUCCGAGAUCCUCAAGUCCGGCAAGCAUGCUUCACUGCCGGCCAAGGUUGACAACAUGACUACCGCCCAGGCGCUUGAGUCGCAGGAAGCCAAACGCAGGCGUCGGAGGGCCUCUCACAACAUGGUGGAGCGGAGGCGGCGCGAUAAUAUCAACGAGCGUAUCCAGGAUUUGUCGCAUCUGGUGCCCCAGCACCGUUUGGAGGACGAUAAGGUACGCAAACAGCUUGUCAACAAUUCUGCUUUGUCGCCCAGUAUGGGUGCUACCGCUAUGAGUCCACCUACCGCGACAUCCCUACUAGCUGGUGGCAGCGGCCGCCGGGCCACGGCCGGUAACAUCACAAUGGGUUUACCUAUUGAGGAGAAGGAGAAAGGUCCCAACAAGGGGGAUAUCCUGAACGGUGCCGUCGGAUGGACCAGAGAUUUGAUGUGGGCUCUGCAUGUUAAACUGCAGCAGGAGUCCGAGCUGGCUGAAUAUAUCACCAGCCUGGGUGGUACCUGGCCAUUCGAGCAGACGGAGGAAGAGAAGCGAAUGCGUACUGAACUCCUCGAUGCGAUGGAGAAGAAUGACCCGAGUACGUUCCACUACAGUCGCGCUCCGGGCAGCGGUCUUAGAGUUCCCAAGCAUACCAACUUGGCCGGUGAAGCUACGCAAAACAAUGGUACCAUCAGUCCUCAGAGUCUGAGCCCCGCGUUCAAUAGUGGUGGAAGCGGUAGCAACAGUGGCGGACAGGGCCAGCCUCAGUUCUGGAGCAGUUCCGGCCACGCCGGCAUGAGCUUCAAAGAAGAAGAUGAAUACUCAAUGGAGAUGAACUGA